Auxenochlorella protothecoides is the source of this 681-nucleotide messenger RNA. RefSeq lists its product as hypothetical. NCBI's taxonomy places the organism in Eukaryota, Viridiplantae, Chlorophyta, Trebouxiophyceae, Chlorellales, Chlorellaceae. The record is from RefSeq and is a predicted model, not a curated record. The transcript has 4 exons. The coding region runs from base 1 to 681 and encodes 226 amino acids.
AUGGACCCCGACCUCUUUGCCGUCCUGGACCUCGCCAGCGACGCCGAGCUGGACGACCUGCACGACGUCCUGCAUGCGCCCAGCCUGCUGAGCCCCGUGCUGAAGACGCUGGCGGUGCGCCCCCACGCCGACGCCCCACCCCCGCCCACCCGCCGACGCCGCAUCGCGCGCAUCGACGCGCACCUGCGCUUCCUGGCCGGCGACGCGCUCCUGCUGAGCCCCGUGCUGAAGACGCUGGCGGUGCGCCCCCACGCCGACGCCCCACCCCCGCCCACCCGCCGACGCCGCAUCGCGCGCAUCGACGCGCACCUGCGCUUCCUGGCCGGCGACGCGCUGUGCACGCUGCGCGGCGGCCUGCCCAGCUACCACCAGGCCCUGCUGGGCCUGCGCCGCCAGCUCCGCGUCCCCUGCCCGCCCUCCCUAUCUGCCCCGGACCUGGAGAGCGAGGCCACGCCUGGGUCCCUGGCGGCGACCCUGACGCGCCAGCCCAUGGCCGCCUCGCUGGUCCGGGUGUUGGGCCCUGCGGUGACGGUCUCCGCCGCCUGCGAGGUCCUCCUGGCCUCGAUGGGCACCGAUUACGCCCGGCUCUGCCGCGCGGUCUUCCUCCUGGCCCAGAUCCGGCUCCUGCGCACCCAUGGCUUCGUGAAGGAGGGGACGCCUGGCGCCGCCGGCGAGGUGUGA